AUGAAUGAAUGAAUGAAUAAAAAAACAUUUAAGAUAAAAGGAUGCAAGGGCCACACCACAACACAGCCAUGACAAAAUUGGCAGCAAUGGGCGUCCAUAGGUGAUAACGCUUUGUUUGUCUGUUUGUUGUUGUUUGUUAUUAGCCAGGCGAUUCUUGCCAUGUCUGUCAUGUUGUUGUUGACGCCGUGUAUGAAUCAAAACAUUCCAUGAUGAAUGAGCACACACACACACACAUGAAGCAUGCAUGAAAAAUUCAAGACGUAAUAAACGCCAUAUAGUUUCAUAUGCUAAAUAAUAAUAAAAAUGUUCUCAUUCAAUGUCCAGUGUUAUUAAUGAUUGACAAGUAAUGUAUACAUCGUGCAUCGUGCAUCGUGCAAAACAUCGUUUUUAUUAUGUAAUAAUCAUCCAACUAAACGUGGAUUUGUUGAUGUUGUUGAUCUAUGUUUUUGUUUGUGUCUAUCAACCAAGUAUCGAUUGAUUAUUAAUAAACAAAGUUAUCGAUUUAGCAAUUUCAUUGGCGUACAUGUGAUGAUAUACAUUUUGACAAAUCAUUCUAUGGUUAUGACCGACCAUCAUCAUCGUUCAUCGAUAAUAAUUUGUUCAUCUUUUUUUUCAUCAUAACACUUUCAUCGUGACAUUGUUUCAUCAUUAUCAUCAUCAUCUCAAACGAAGCCACAAAAAAGGUCAGAUGUUGCAUAACCAUCUAAUUAUACUGGCGGGAGAAAAAAAUAUACGAAAUAUUAGAUAUUAUCAUUUAUGAGAAUGGAUUAUGAACAAUCACACCAGGAAUUGGUAAAGUGCGUCGUUGUUGGCGAUACUGCUGUUGGAAAAACUCGUCUAAUAUGUGCAAAAGCUUGUAAUCUUAUUCUUGAUUUAAGUCAAUUGAUGACCACACAUAUACCAACUGUAUGGGCCAUUGAUCAAUAUCGAAUUCAUAAAGAAGUUUUGGAACGUUCCUGGGAAGUUGUGGAUGGUGUGAACGUAUCAUUGAGACUUUGGGAUACUUUUGGUGAUCAUGAUAAAGAUCGACGUUUCGCCUAUGGCAGAUCGGAUGUCGUAUUAUUAUGCUUCUCUAUCGCUAAUCCACUAUCGUUGAGGAAUUGUAAAACAGUAUGGUAUCCUGAAAUUCGUAAAUUCUGUCCAAAUACACCGAUCGUAUUGGUGGGCUGUAAGAAUGAUCUACGUUAUAUGUUUCGUGAUGAACAAUUUCAAAAUCUUUGCCGUGAACGAAGUCCCUUUUUCCGGGUUAAUCAUCUUUGCUGCAGAUUUCCAGAAUGCGGAAGGCCACUUAAAGAAUGUGACAUAUUGUCACCGGAACAAGGUCGUAAUAUGGCCAAAGAGAUUAAUGCAUCUUACUAUGAAACGAGCGUAUUCACCGGUUACGGCGUCAAACAAGUUUUCGAGAAUGUGAUUCGUUCAGCAUUGAUUGCUCGCCGACAACAACGAUUUCUGAUGACCAGUUUAAAACAUGUCCGUGAUUGUUUGCUACAGGAACCGUUUUUGCCACCCAAACCACAGCUUCCCCAAUUGGUAGUUCCAGCAUCGACUUAUGGCCUAGAUAUUGGAUCGUUGCUCAACCGACAAGCUUAUACGGAUGUUGUGUUUGUUAACCAUACGGCCAGCAAGGCCAGCAUCAACUGCCACAAAAUCGUUUUGAUCACAGCGUCUGAUAUGUUGAACACAUUGUUCACUUUUCCACCCUAUAAUCGAUGUAAAGCUCAUUUUGGAACGUGCAUAGAUUCGGUUAUAGCAUCCGCUCCAGCCACAACUAAACGGUUGACCAGAUGUGCUAGUGAUAUAAGCAUAGCCAGUUCGGUGGACGACCUGGAUAAACAUGAACCGAAACCGUUUGUUGAUGACAGUCUAUUGGAUGUUCGUUGGAAUCAUCUUAAAUACGUACUCAGUGCCUCGCUAUUUCCGUUACUUAGUUUCGAUGCAUCCAAAUUGUUCAAACAUUCGUUCAGCAAGCAGAAACUUUUCUCAUACAAUCGAUUUCAGCAAUCGAAACAUCGAUUGAAAUUGUUUCAGCAGAAACUUGUCACUAUAUAUAAACAUGUUCGACAAGCACGUUUAGAUGGUACUAGUCUAAGAUCGACUCGUCAAUCGAUCAUAUCAUUUGGUGAUAACAUUCCAUUCGAAGCAUUGAAUACAUACAUUUCGUUGCUCUAUUCAUUCACAACGACGACAAAGCCAUUUACUUAUGGUCAACUGAAUGAUCUAUACAAAUGUUUAUCUUAUUUGGAUUUUGUCGAUUUCGAUAUGUCCAUCCUUUCGCUAGAUAAUUUUAUUCCCAACAUGCAACAUUAUAUUGAAACGAGCAAAUAUGAUAUAUUUGCAAAACGUUUUGCUUUUUUUGGUAUCGAAAAAGGACUCUUUUCCGAUGUCAUAUUUCGAUUGGACGAUGGUACUUGUUAUGGCCAUAAAGCUGUUCUUAUGGCCAGAUGUGAAGUGAUGGAAGCCAUGUUCAAAGGUGAUUUUCGUGAAAGUCUUGCUCAAAUAAUAGUGUUUCCGAAUGUUGCCAAGGAUACAUUCUACAGUAUGCUUUUUUACAUUUACACCGAUAUGUUGGUCGAUUGCAUUAACCAUAAAAAUUGCCUUCCACUAAUCGAACUUGCUAAUCGUUUUUGUCUCACACGCCUUAUUGGUUUAAUCGAAGAAUGUGUCGUUAAUGAACUGUCGUGUAUGUGUGAAAAACAAAAAACGGAUAUAACACCGGCCGUAAUUCGAUUACUGGAACCAUCGCAGAUACAUAACGCAGAUCAAUUGACAGAAUUCUGUUUUCAUUACAUCACCACACAUUACAAUGAUAUCUGCCAUAAUCACACAAAGCUAUUACGAUCGUUACAUCCGGAAAAUCAAGCCUACUUAAACCGAAAUCGAUGGCCACCAGUAUGGUACCUGAAAGAGCUAGAUUACUUUGAACGCUGCGUUCGUGAACGAGAAUGGCAACAGAAUCCGAAAAGUUAUAAACGACGUCGUAUGAGUGCUGGCUGUUUUUGUUUCUCACCGUCCAAACCUAAAUCGAAUCGAAAUCAGCUAAACAAAGCGACCACAUCCACUUAUUCCGGCUUGACUUAUAAGAUCAUUGGUAUCAUGUGAUACUGCAUCCACUCAUCAUCAUCAUCAUAAUGAUAAAAUCCAUCCAUACACAACAAUUCAUCAAUCAAUCAUUAUUAUGCAUAA
This is a messenger RNA of Dermatophagoides farinae (American house dust mite), 3183 nucleotides long. RefSeq names its product Rho-related BTB domain containing (gene RhoBTB). NCBI's taxonomy places the organism in Eukaryota, Metazoa, Arthropoda, Arachnida, Sarcoptiformes, Pyroglyphidae. Gene Ontology annotation, molecular function: GTP binding; GTPase activity; protein binding. Gene Ontology annotation, biological process: small GTPase-mediated signal transduction. The record is from RefSeq and is a predicted model, not a curated record.